GGGAUGACAUCAUCAUUGCCAAGAUGGACGCCACGACCAAUGAGGUGGGAGGGAGUGUCUGUGUCUGGCUUCCCUACACUCGAUACUACCCUGCUGGAGAAGACAGCAAGGAGGUAGAGUACAGUGGGACCAGAGACUUGGAGACGUUUGCUAUGUUCCUGGACAAUGGAGGACAGCUUCCGAAGGUGGAAGAGGAGGAUGAGGAUAAUGAAGAGGAAGAGGAGGUCACUGAUGAGUCAUCGCCACCGCCAGCCAAUGAGACGUCUAAAGACGAGCUGUAAAGUCAGAGCACCGAACCGAUCAAGAGUAGUUUAUUGGUUUCUAUGGUUUCUCUUGGUUUAAUAAUAAAAGUGAUUUGAUUCUGAA
Molecule: messenger RNA, 366 nt
Organism: Oncorhynchus nerka (sockeye salmon)
Lineage: Eukaryota; Metazoa; Chordata; Actinopteri; Salmoniformes; Salmonidae
Product: protein disulfide-isomerase A2-like
Exons: 3
Coding region: 24-281 (85 amino acids)
Source: RefSeq, a predicted model, not a curated record